AUGGCGAACACGUCGGCGGAGUCCAUCUCCGUCGCAGACGAAGCACAUACACCCAUUGAAUCACCAACGAGCCCUACCGUCUCAUCUCCACCCUUUCAAGAGCAGCCUCCCAAGUUGAAGGGCAGACAAAGGUUCCUUGCCGGGCUACACCGAAUCUCCUCAUCUCCCUCCAUCGCACGGCUGAACAACUCGCGCUCGCGAACCUACAAUGGCACCGGAAAGGGUUCCAUAUCGUGCAUUUCGCUCAACUCUGCAAAUUCCGUUGGUGGUCCAUCGUUUGGCUCGUCCUUGACCCGAGAAUUCUCGACUGGGUAUGCGACUCCCAACUCAGGCGCGAACACGCCUGGCAUCCAGAUACCGAUGUUCGAUGAGAGGGCACGACUUCGCUAUGUUUCAGGUCAAGAUGGCAAGCUGUCUAUCGGCAUUCCUUCAGAUCUGCGCGCAACUCCAAGGACAGGCAUGACACCGGGCAUCGCCGAAGUUGAUGAGGACUACUUCUCGAGGCCAGUCACCAAGUCAAGGCAGGCUAGGAAAGACUUCAAUUUCUGGCGCGACCUGCCCUCAGAGCUCAAGAUGGAAGUCCUCAGCUACCUCGAGCCAAAAGAAGUUGUGCGCUGCUCAAGCGUGUCCAAGGUGUGGCAUGAGAUGUGCUUCGAUGGCCAGUUGUGGAGUAUCUUGGACACUUCCGGCUUCUACCAAGACGUUCCGGGAGACACCCUGGUCAAGAUAAUCUGCUCUGCUGGACCUUUCUGUCGAGAUCUGAAUCUACGUGGUUGCGUCCAGCUUCGAGAAAAGUGGAUUGGUAAAUCUGGAGUGACUGAGGCCUGCAAGAAUCUCGAGAACUUCUCGCUCGAGGGCUGCCGCAUCGACCGGGCCUCGAUCCACAACUUCCUGUACUCCAACAACAGACUGGUCCACUUGAACUUGUCUGGGCUGGCCGGGGCGUCUGAUGCAGGCAUGCGCAUCAUCGGCCUAAAUUGUCCCAAACUGGAGGUCCUGAACGUAUCAUGGUGCAACAACGUGACCACCAAAGGCCUAAAGAAAGUGAUCCAAGGCGCGCCCAGCUUGAAAGACCUGCGCGCCGGGGAGAUCCGUGGAUGGGAUGAUGUCGACUUUAUGCAAGACCUGUUCGAGAGAAAUACCCUCGAGCGCCUUGUGUUAAUGAACUGCGACACGCUGACAGACGAAUCUCUCGCUGUUCUCAUCGAAGGCAAGGACAGCGAGAUUGACUACAUCUCUGGUCGGCCCAUCGUACCACCCCGAAAGUUCAAGCAUCUCGAUCUGACGAGGUGCCGUGGAAUCACUGACCAAAGCGUUAAGACGUUCGUAAACAACAUACCUGAUAUCGAAGGCCUCCAACUCUCAAAGUGCAGAGGUAUCAUCGAUGCAACACUUACCGAGCUGCUGCCAACGACUCCAAUGCUGACCCAUUUGGACUUGGAGGAGCUCGAGGAGUUGACCAACGCUGUGCUCCAGACGCUAGCGAACUCACCUUGUGCGAAGCGCCUGCGACACUUGAGCAUAUCGUACUGCGAGAACAUGGGCGAUGUGGGCAUGCUUUCGGUGCUGAAGACCUGCACGAAUCUCCGCUCGCUGGAAAUGGACAACACCAGGGUUGGCGACCUCGUUCUGGUCGAAGCAGCGUCAAUGGUUCGGCAAAGGACAGCGCGAACGACAAUCCAAGGAGCCGUGCAGCCAGGUAAGCCGAUGUUCAAGCCAGCGAUUGGCCUCCGUCUGGUGGCGUAUGACUGCCAAAAUGUGACAUGGACGGGCAUCCGCGAAGUCCUGUCCCGCAAUGCCGACGUCCACAUCACAACCCAUACAACGCAGUUGCCUCCGCUCGAGAAGGCCCCGGAUUCGUCUGCAGAUUCGUCCGUCGAGAACUUGGCCUCAGCACCUCGGAUCCACAUCAUCCGCAGUUCGACCUUCCCCACCGAAGUCAUCCAGCUCAAGUGCUUCUAUACGUUCCAGCCAACAGUAGAGGAGCACACCAAGCGCGUAAUGCGAGGCGACUUCACGGCAGCCAGGCGCCUGGAGCGUAAGUGGGCCGAAUUCAUGAUUGCUUCAGAAGAAGCAACUGCCCUGGGUCCUCGCGUACGGCCUCGACAGCGGAGAAUGCGCGACGCACAACGAGAGCACGCGGAAGAAGAGGACAUCGGCGCCCCAGGCCUGGGUGUCGGUGGCGGAAGACGAAGGCGCGCCAGGAGCGGCGGGUGUGCGGUGAUGUGA
Zasmidium cellare ATCC 36951 is the source of this 2229-nucleotide messenger RNA. RefSeq lists its product as uncharacterized. Gene Ontology annotation, molecular function: protein binding. The record is from RefSeq and is a predicted model, not a curated record. The transcript has a single exon. Gene Ontology annotation, cellular component: SCF ubiquitin ligase complex. Gene Ontology annotation, biological process: SCF-dependent proteasomal ubiquitin-dependent protein catabolic process. Bases 1 to 2229 code for a protein of 742 amino acids. NCBI's taxonomy places the organism in Eukaryota, Fungi, Ascomycota, Dothideomycetes, Mycosphaerellales, Mycosphaerellaceae.